AACACUUCCUUUGCUUUAUUGCUACAGUGCCCUCUCUCAUUUCAGUCCCACUCUCACUCUGCCUCUGCUCUGCCGUAAGGUAGCAUCAUCCCUUUCUUACUGCAGAUCUCGGAGCUACAUUUCGUCCCCCAUUAUCUCGUUCUGGCUGGCUGAGGGCUUCUAUCAGGUUUUUUGCACCAAAAUGUUGGACGGGGAGUUGUGGAAAAUCUAAUCCUUGGUGGAUCUCACUGUUGGAUUUCCUUGGAUACAUUGAGAUUUUGGUGCCGGAUUCAAACUCGCAUGUAUGGAUCUUGAUUUAGAGAAGGCCGAUUGGGUUGAUGAUGAAGCUUUGUUAGGUUCCAGAGUACAAGCAAAAUUCAUAUUUAUUAACUAGCUGUUCUGAAAUGGGGAAAUCUCCGGGGAAAUGGAUCAAAACUUUGCUUUUUGGGAAGAAAGCAACUAGAUCCAACUUAUCCAAAGGAAGGGAGGCCUCGAAAAUUACAACUCAGAAAGGAUUAGCUGUGGAAAAAGUGCCCCGAGCUUCAGAUGUGGAUUGUUCAGUGACUUCUGGACCCGUGUUUAUCAGUACCAGCAGUUAUGUGGUUAACUCUGAACUGGAAACUGGAACAAUUAAAGGAUUAGACAAUGAUGAAUCAAUCAUAGCAUCAACAAAUACUGUUUUAGAAAAGGAUGUCCGGGAAUCGGUUUCACUAACUGAUCCUGAAAAAAUAAGGAAGGAUCUGGCAGCCACGAGUGUUCAAGCGGCCUUUCGGGGUUACUUGGCUCGUAGGGCAUUUGGUGCGUUGAAAGGAAUUAUAAGGCUGCAGGCACUCAUUCGUGGACAUUUGGUAAGGAGACAAGCUGUUGCCACGCUAUAUUCUCUUAUGGGAAUCAUCAAAGUUCAGGCUUUGGUUCGUGGGCAAAGAGUUAGAUCCUCUGGUAUUGGUCUUGAAAUCAGUACCAAGUUUCCUUGCAGGAAGGACAUGGUGGUUAAGAAAUUGAACUCCAAGCAUAAACUCUUUGCAAAUGUUUUUGUUGUCAGGCUUGUUUCUUCACCAAUUACUAGAAUGCCUUUGCGAACCCAGUACAUUCAAUGUGAACCUAAUUCUGUCUUUAGCUGGCUCGAGAGGUGGACAGUCUCACUAUCCUGGAAACAUGCACUGCCGUCUAGGAAAAUUACUGGAUCAAAACCACAAGCCAAGAAGAAUUAUGCUAUGGAAACUGAGUCGGGCAGAUCGAAGCGUGGUGUUCGACGAAAUAAUACAUCAACCAUUGACUCUGGCUCAAGUACAGUUGCAGAUCCUGAGAAGCCCAAACGCAUCUUGAGAAAAUUUUCUAGUCCUAAUGUUGAUUCAAUUACAGAAAAUCCUCAAAGUGAGCUUGAAAAGGUUAAACGUAAUCUGAGAAAGGUUUCCAAUUCCAUGGCAGAGACUUAUGGCCAUGUAGAGAUUGAAAGUGAUAAAUCGUCCCCAAAUCUGAAAAAACUAUCAAAUACUCCAUCUUUUGCUCCAUAUCAGAGCAUUGAGGAUUCUGUAGAAGAGUUAAAAGAUGAUGUGGCAUUGACUCCUAAAACUGAGCUUGUCCUGGAAACUGAAUCAAAGUCCAUACCCGUAGGUGUAAUUGAUGUGCCAUGUGAUGAUCCUUGUAUUGAUGAAGUGCAUCCAUUGCAGAACAUUAGUGGGGAUGAUAACAUUCCAAUGAUGAAUGGCGGGACAUGUGUUAAGGAUGACCUAAUUCACAGAAACCCAAAGAGGGGUAAAAGAAGGGAAUCUUUUGCUGCAAAAUCGGAAAAUGAAGAAAAUGGUAUUCAAACUAAUUCCACGCUUCCAAGUUAUAUGGCAGCAACCGAAUCCGUCAAGGCAAAGCUUCGUGCACAGAAUUCACCAAGAGUUUGUUCUGAUUCAAUUGAGAGGAAUGGAACUGAGAGGAAUGGCGUAACCCGCCGACAUUCUUUGCCAUCUUCUACCAAUAGCAAACUUAGUUCUCAUUCACCUCGUACACAGAGACUUGUGCAAACUAAUGGAAAAUGUGCUGCUAAAAAUGAUAGAGCUCUUUUGUCAUCUAGAGAUGGACAUGAGAAGCUGGUUCAAGUCGAAUGGAGACGAUAGUUUUGCUAGAAAAUGCGUGACAUUAGGCUAUGCUAAUGGUGCUUACGACAUUUCAUUUGAUGGUCGUCUGGUUCUCAUGUAAAGCUGUACGUGUUGUAAUCAGUAGAAGUUCAUUAACAGUUUGCUGACUUGUGUGGUGUGUGCCUGAUGCUUUUACUUCCUUGAUAUUUGUAUACAGUUUAGCUGCUUCGUCUUGUUUCUGUGGUCAAUAUUCCUUAAAAAAAUAGCUGGGAUUUGCAAAUUUCUGUUUAUUAAUAGACGUCCGAGACAAUUUCAGCUUAAAGUUGCUUAUCUUGAUGGUAAAAUUUAGUAGAUUUCAUUAUGUAAUUGGAGUAAGACGAGAUUGUCAUAAUAUGUUCAAUUAUUUUGCUUGAUGUCAGUCACUUUAUAUUUCUUGUUCGCACUUUCUUAUUA
This is a messenger RNA of Phalaenopsis equestris, 2501 nucleotides long. Its product is annotated as protein IQ-DOMAIN 31-like. The record is from RefSeq and is a predicted model, not a curated record. Gene Ontology annotation, molecular function: protein binding. The coding region runs from base 384 to 2087 and encodes 567 amino acids. Lineage: Eukaryota; Viridiplantae; Streptophyta; Magnoliopsida; Asparagales; Orchidaceae. The transcript has 8 exons.